UAAAGGUUGUUCAAAUAAACUGUGUGACGUCACAAAACGCAAUGGCAGCUAGUGGUACAUCCGUGACGGUCCUAACUCCGAAUGGAAGAAGGCAGACAGUUAAAGUGUCCCCAAAUACACCGUUAUUACAGGUGUUGGAGGAGGUCUGCAAGAAGCAUGGAUUCAAUCCCGAUAAUCACGGUUUGAAGUUUCAAAGGACUGUUCUCGACCUGACGCAGCAGUGGAGGUUUGCCAACCUGCCCAACAACGCAAAGCUAGAAGUGGUGCCAAGUAUAAGGACACAGACUGUAUCUGAUAGCCAGGUGCGGAUUGCGCUGCAGAUGGAAGAUGGCUCUCGUCUCCAGGGUGCCUUUUCGUGUGAGAAGAGUCUUUGGGAACUCCUGACACAUUUUCCUCAGAUCAGGGUGUCGGAGCUGUCAGAAUCUGGGUCCACUCCUGUGUGUGUUUACAUGAGAGAUGAGGUGUGUGGGGAAGAGGCCCUCAAGAAGGCCACUCUCAAGUCAUUAGGCCUUACGGGAGGAAGUGCCAUUGUCAGGUUUUUACUGAAAAGGGACAGAGUACCAGAAGAUUGCAUGGACACAACUGAAGUCGUCAUUGUGCCAGUCCCCCCUGCUGUCACUGAAACCCAAAGCUCAGCCUGCCAGCUUGACCCUAUUCCUUCUCAUUCUGAAACUUCAAUAUCACAAGAGAUGGCCAAAAACUCUAACCCUGCUCAGUUAAUCGAAACGGUCACGGUGCGCACUCCUGUUUCUUCCACUCGUACCCUUCGUGUCCAACAGGAAAAAAUCAGGGAUACAAAUCAACCAAAGGCUCCUCUUGAAGUAAGACAAAUGUUAGAAGACUGUGGUGAGGAGGCAGGGCCUUCAGGAGUCAACUCCCACUCAUCAUCAUCAUCAUCAUCAUCAUGUACUUCUGGUCCCGUGGUGCCAUUCAUUCCUUUUACUGGAGGGGGUCAGCGCCUUGGUGGUCCUAACGGAAGUGCAUUUGGACACGUGCUUUCCUCAUCUUUAUCGUCUUCAUCGCUGUCAGCGUCUGCCGUAGAAUCACCCAAAGCCAAGAAAGCCAAGCCUUCCCAUCAUUCUGCCACCAAGCAUCAAGCCACUGCCAAAAAGUCAGAUGGGAUUAUGGAUGGAGCAGAAAAGUUCUUGGCGCCUGUCGAGAGAGAGCCUCUCAUCUACCACCUUGAGCGUGUGUGCCAUCGCUCUGAAGAUGACGUGGAGUUGCCAGAUGAGUUUUUUGAAGUGACUGUGGAUGAUGUUCGCAAGCGUUUUGCUCAGCUAAAGAGCGAGAGGGAGUUGUUGGAGGAGACACCGCUGAUGACUAGAUCUCUUAGAGAAACACAGAUGAAGGAGAAGAUAGACAAAUACCCCAAAGUUGUGCUAAGGAUCCAGUUUCCAGAUCGACAUGUUCUACAGGGCUUCUUCAGGCCCCUCGAGACAGUUGGGGCUUUAACGGAUUUUGUAAGGAGCCAUUUGGAGGAUCCGCUGCUCAGUUUCUACCUCUUUAUCACACCCCCCAAAAAAAUUCUGGAUGAUCCUGCUGUCACACUUUUUCAGGCUGACCUGUUUCCGGGUGCCCUGGUAUACCUCGGCUCUGACGUGAAGACAGAAUUGUACUUAAAGAGGAAACUCCUCGAAUCUUCUGUGUCUGCUUUGCAAGCAAACGAAUCCAUUGCAAGCUGCAUGUUCCAGUCAGCAAAGCAUUCGCCCAGCUCUUUGGACACUCAAGAACUCCUGCCUCCUCCAGAGCCAACUGCAGACACCGGCGCAUCCACGCAGGACGAUGAAAAGCAGCAGUCAACAAACACACAGGCUGCUAAGCCUAGCAGAUCGGACGUUGGCAAGGUGCCCAAGUGGCUCAAGCUUCCAGGUAAGAAAUAAGGCUGUGUUUGAGGGUGAGAAGUGCAACCAAGCCAGAUGUUGGACACUAGCUGCCUUACACAGCCAAUAUAAGCACUUCGACCUCAGCUUUGAGUGCCGCACACUAAAUUCCACUUGGGAUGAUGCCUGUCACUUUAAACUGUGUGAGGUAAUGUGUUGGAGUGAAGAAUUCAUAUUUGAUGAAAAAACCGAUUUGAUUUCAUCAUGGUUGAUGUGUGUGACGAAAAAGUGCUGAAUGUGUUUUAUUCAAGACAGCUGAAGAAUAGUUAAAUAAUAAAUGAUGCAGUUUGAACAAUA
Molecule: messenger RNA, 2177 nt
Organism: Hippocampus comes (tiger tail seahorse)
Lineage: Eukaryota; Metazoa; Chordata; Actinopteri; Syngnathiformes; Syngnathidae
Gene: aspscr1
Product: ASPSCR1 tether for SLC2A4, UBX domain containing
Exons: 17
Coding region: 42-1880 (612 amino acids)
Biological process (GO): glucose homeostasis; signal transduction; intracellular protein transport
Cellular component (GO): nucleus; vesicle membrane; cytoplasm
Molecular function (GO): protein binding
Source: RefSeq, a predicted model, not a curated record